AUGGCGUUUGGAUUGAGAUUUCUCCCCCCUCCUGCUCGAGGCAAAGAUGCUCACACUGUCAUGGACGCCGUGCAGGGUUUUGGGGGUGAGCACCACCCCUACCUGCAGACCAACUAUCAGGACGCCCAGGGCUUGUUUCUCUGGGUGUCCUGGGCGGCAGACCUCAGGAACACUUUCUUCAUCUUCUUCCCGCUUUGGUUUCACCUGCGGGCCUCAGUGGGCAUUAAGCUCAUCUGGGUGGCAGUGAUUGGAGACUGGCUGAACCUGGUGUUUAAAUGGAUCCUGUUUGGGGAGAGGCCUUACUGGUUCCAUGAGACGGCUCAUUACGCAAACACUGUCCCCCCUCACAUUGAGCAGUACCUGACCUGUGAGACUGGGCCAGGCAGCCCUUCUGGACAUGCCAUGGGAGCUGCCGGUGUCUACUACACCCUGGUGACCUCCAUCCUCGCCAUCAUGACCAGCAAGAAGAAACAUGGAAGCAAAAAAUCCACCAACAAAGAAUGGUAUCUGAAGGCCGUUCUGUGGACUCUGUUUUGGGGGGUCCAGGUGUGUGUCUGUCUUUCCAGGGUCUUCAUCGCCGCACACUUUCCCCACCAGGUCAUUGCUGGUGUCAUCACAGGUAUGAUAGUCGCUGAAGCCUUCAACAGAACUCAGUGGAUCUACAGUGCCAGCAUGAAGAAGUACUUCUACACCACCCUCUUCCUGACCUCCUUCGCUGUCGGUUUUUACAUCCUGCUCAAAGCUCUGGGUGUGGACCUGCUGUGGACCCUGGAGAAAGCCCAGAAGUGGUGCGUCAGGCCCGAGUGGGUCCACCUGGACACCACGCCCUUCGCCAGCCUGCUGCGUAACAUGGGCACCCUGUUCGGCCUGGGCCUGGGCCUGCACUCACCUCUCUACACCGAGACCAAGAAGAGCAGCAGCGCAUUGGUCAAAGCAGGCUGUGUCAUCAGCUCUCUGCUCCUGCUGCACCUGUUUGACUCCUUCAAGCCUCCCACACACACCGCUGCCCUGUUCUACCUGCUGUCCUUUUGUAAGAGCGCCACCGUGCCUCUGGUCACUGUCAGUAUCAUCCCUUACUGUGUGAACGGAGCUCUGAGUCUGCAGAACAAAAAGGGAGUGUGAGCAAUGAACUCAGAUGAUAAAGACUAAUGGAACGGAGUCUCUUCCAGAUCAUAACAACGUUCCUCUGGUGCCUAUUGUAUUCAUGUCUAACUGAUCCUCAGGAGAAGCAGAAAAGAUCAACAGGAAAUUGUCACUGGUGCCAUUUGGACACUGAACUCUGUGAGCCCUGAGUGACACUGAGUGAAAGCACUAUCCAGGAUGCCCAGCAGCACCUCUAAAGACCCAUUUUGAAUUUAGAAAAACAUGAUAAUUACAAUUGUUUCAGACUCCUGGAAAAGGACUAGCGAGUGACUGUUUGCAUGUAGUUGCUGUGUUGAAUGACAACAUCAUUCACAGCUUUGAUAUGUUAUUUCAAGUGUAAUAGUAAUGUAUUUUUAAGAGUUAUAGAAAGUAUUUUUGAAACACUU
Messenger RNA from Lates calcarifer (barramundi perch), 1529 nucleotides. Its product is annotated as glucose-6-phosphatase catalytic subunit 1-like. Gene Ontology annotation, molecular function: glucose-6-phosphatase activity. NCBI's taxonomy places the organism in Eukaryota, Metazoa, Chordata, Actinopteri, Centropomidae. Gene Ontology annotation, cellular component: membrane. Gene Ontology annotation, biological process: gluconeogenesis; glucose 6-phosphate metabolic process. The record is from RefSeq and is a predicted model, not a curated record.